Laetiporus sulphureus 93-53 is the source of this 762-nucleotide messenger RNA. RefSeq lists its product as uncharacterized. The transcript is spliced from 5 exons. Bases 1 to 762 code for a protein of 253 amino acids. The record is from RefSeq and is a predicted model, not a curated record. NCBI's taxonomy places the organism in Eukaryota, Fungi, Basidiomycota, Agaricomycetes, Polyporales, Laetiporaceae.
AUGUCCAAUCUGCAUAGCUUCAUGGAGAUGGAUCCUGGCAGCAGAUGUGAAGUUUCUGACAGCAUGCAGUCACACAGUGCAGCAGCCAUAUCACAGCAGUUGGGCAACUUGUGUGAAAAUGCUCAUCUACCUCGAGCAGGAGCAUAUGCUUUCCAUCAUGAGGUCAGCAAUGAUUUUGGACUGAAGAUGGGCUAUGAGUUUUCUGCGAACCUCCUAGGGCAUGAUGCAAGCCAGAAUUCAACCUUGCACAAGCACUAUUCAAGAGGUUCUGAAUAUGUUCCUGUUGUGGCAAUUCGACUGGGUGAGUUGGAGAUGUUGAACAGUGAGGUGGCUAAGGCAACUGAGAAGCAACACUGCUUUGUGACUGCUGCUGUUAAAUGUCUGGUUGCAUGCCAAAUUCUCCACAACAGUGAAAAGCAAGAAGGCGAGCAGAAGACUUCUCUUGGAGGUACAAGAUUGAAGUUGAAUAGGGAAGAACGAGAAGAGAUUAUGCACGAUGAGAUGCUGGUGGAGCAUGCGAAAGAGGUUGCUGAUGCAUGGGAAAAGAUCUACAGUAUACACGAUGAAAGGGCUCACACAUACAAGACUCGUAUGACAUGCGACAAGCGACGUGUGAAGUGCAUUGUGGCAGACAUUCCUCUAUGUCCUGGCAUUACUAUUGAGCAGCAAAUAGAGAUGGCAAAGGCAUUUCUUGCUACCCUGAAGGAGUAUCAAGACAUCAAAAAAAUGAAGAUGAGAAAGUUUGAGCAUGAAAAGAACUGA